AUGGACAGCAGAGGGAGGAGAGGAACUAACGGAUCGUUCAAACGUUCGUCCAUCAAACGCAGCGCGUCGUCUGGAUCACAGAAGACUCAGAGAGUGUGGAUCGAGAGAACUUUCCAGAAGAGAGAAUGUAUCCAGAUUAUUCCCGGCAAAGACACCAGCAGGUGUGGUUGUGGUCAGUUGGUGGCGCAGCACACCUUGGUCCCUCCAGGGGCCAAAGAGGAGGGGGCUCCUGUGGUUCAGGUGGAGGUCCAGCCUGCAGAGAGGUGGAGUCCUCUGAAACACACCCAGACCUCAUCCACCGACGCCUACGGAGUCAUCGAGUUCCAGGGAGGAGGACACGUCAACAAGGCCAUGUACAUCCGGGUCUCGUAUGACUCCAAACCAGACCACCUGCUCCACCUGAUGGUGAAGGAGUGGCAGUUGGAGCUCCCCACGCUGCUGAUCUCGGUGCACGGAGGACUUCAGAACUUCGACCUGCCGCCAAAACUGAAGCAGGUUUUUGGAAAAGGACUGAUCAAAGCAGCGGUGACCACGGGAGCCUGGAUCUUCACCGGAGGAGUCAGCACUGGAGUGAUACGUCAUGUCGGAGAUGCUCUCAAAGAUCAUUCGUCAAAGUCCAGAGGGAAAGUCUGCGCCAUUGGCAUUGCACCAUGGGGCAUCGUGGAGAACAAAGAGGACCUCAUUGGGAGAGACGUGAGUCGGCCCUAUCAGACCAUGUCUAACCCUCUCAGCAAGCUGUCCAUCCUGAACAGCAGCCACUCUCACUUCAUCCUGUCUGAUAACGGGACCAGCGGGAAGUACGGCGCCGAGGUGCGGCUCCGCCGUCAGCUGGAGAAACACAUUGCCCUGCAGAAGAUCAACACACGUUUGGGUCAGGGCGUCCCAGUAGUGUGUCUGAUCCUGGAGGGCGGGCCUAAUGUCAUCUCCAUCGUGUUGGAGAGUCUCAGGGAGGAGCCCCCGGUCCCUGUUGUUGUCUGUGAUGGCAGCGGUCGUGCCUCUGACAUCAUUUCCUUUGCACACAGAUACUGUGGCGAAGACGGGUUGCUGACUGACAGCGUCAAAGAUCAGCUGAUGGUCACCAUCCAGAAAACCUUCAACUACAGCCGCAGCCAGGCGCAGCAGAUCUUCAUCAUGGUGAUGGAGUGCAUGAAGAAGAGAGCGCUGAUCACAGUGUUCAGGAUGGGCUCAGAGGGACAGCAGGACAUUGAGAUGUCCAUCCUAACGGCACUGCUCAAAGGGACAAAUGCGUCGGCGUCUGAUCAACUGAGUUUGGCGUUGGCGUGGAACAGAGUGGACAUCGCUCACAGUCAGAUCUUUGUCUAUGGACUCCACUGGCCUCCUGUCAGCUCGUUGUCCUCCGACCGCCCCAAAAGUCCACCAGCCCAGCGAGCAGCAGGAGGAGGAGCAGGAGGAGCAGGAGGAAAAGGGAAGACUCGAGGCAAGAAAGGAAAAGCAGGCAAAACCAAACCUGAACCACCCGAAGAGACCGACCCCCGAAAACUGGAGCUGCUCAACUGGGUGAACUCUCUGGAGCAGGCCAUGAUGGACGCUCUGGUGUUGGACAGAGUGGAUUUUGUCAAACUGCUGAUUGAGAACGGCGUCAACAUCCAUCACUUCCUGACCAUCCCCCGCCUGGAGGAGCUCUACAACACGAAGUUGGGGCCAACCAACACGCUGCAUUUUGUGGUCAGAGACGUCAAAAAGGGGAACCUUCCUCCAGACUAUCAGAUCACACUCAUCGAUAUUGGCCUGGUGCUGGAGUUGCUGAUGGGCGGAGCUUAUCGCUGCAACUACACCAGGAAGAGCUUCAGGACUCUGUACAACAACCUGUACGGCCUCAAACGACCGAAGGCUCUGAAACUUCUGGGAAUGGAGGAUGACGAGCCCCGCCCAAAGGGCAAAGGAAAGAAAAACAAGAAGAAGGAGGAGGAAGUGGACAUCGACGUGGACGACCCCGAGGUCAGCAGGUUUCAGUACCCAUUCCAUGAGCUGAUGGUGUGGGCAGUGCUGAUGAAGCGUCAGAAGAUGGCGCUCUUCCUGUGGCAGCGGGGGGAGGAGGCCAUGGCCAAGGCGCUGGUGGCCUGUAAACUCUACAAGGCCAUGGCCCACGAGUCGUCCCAGAGCGAGCUGGUGGAUGACAUCUACCAGGACCUGGAGAACAACUCCAAGGAGUUCGGUCAGCUGGCCUACGAGUUGUUGGACCAGUCGUACAAACAUGAUGAGCAGGUGGCGAUGAAGUUGCUGACGUACGAGCUAAAGAACUGGAGUAACUCCACCUGUCUGAAACUCGCAGUAGCCGCCAAACACCGAGACUUCAUCGCCCACACCUGCAGCCAGAUGUUGCUCACCGACAUGUGGAUGGGCUGUCUGAGGAUGGGCAAGAGCAACAGCCUCAAGGUGAUUUUAGGGAUCGUGUUCCCUCCUGCCAUCCUCCUCAUGGACUUCCGUCUUGGAGAUGAAGCUUCAUUUCAUUUGUCCAAAGAGACAGAGGAGAGAAUCAAGGACGACGACAACAAAUCCAGCAAGGACGCUGUCUCCAAUGUGGACGCCACGUCAAAAAAAGGAGAUGAAGAAGAAGAGCAGAAGAAACACAGGAGAAAGACUCCGGUCAUGAGGAAGAUCUACGAGUUCUACAACGCUCCUUUCACUAAGUUCUGGUUCAACACGAUCUCGUACCUGGUGUACCUGAUGUUGUAUAAUUACAUCAUCCUGGUGAAGAUGGAGCGCUGGCCAACUCUCCAGGAGUGGAUCGUCAUCUCUUACAUCAUCACUCUGGGCCUGGAGAAGGUCCGACAGAUCCUGAUGUCAGAGCCGGGGAAGCUGAAGCAGAAGAUCAAUGUGUGGUUGGAGGACUACUGGAACAUCACAGACCUGGUCGCCAUCUCCGUCUUCCUGUUUGGUCUCCUGCUGCGUCUGCAGAGCGAACCGUCCAUGGGCUACGGCCGCGUCAUCUACUGCGUCGACAUCAUCUUCUGGUACAUCCGCGUCCUCGACAUCUUCGGGGUCAACAAGUACCUGGGGCCCUACGUCAUGAUGAUCGGGAAGAUGAUGAUCGACAUGCUGUACUUCGUGGUCAUCAUGCUGGUGGUGCUGAUGAGUUUCGGCGUAGCUCGGCAGGCCAUCCUCCACCCGGACGAGGAGCCGACAUGGCGUCUGGCUCGAAACAUCUUCUACAUGCCGUACUGGAUGAUCUACGGAGAGGUGUUUGCAGACUCCAUAGACCGUAAGACUAGAGUUCAUAUUUAUGCGAUGGAAAUAAAUCCUCCAUGUGGAGACAACAUGUAUGAUGAAGAUGGGAAGAAGCUUCCUCCAUGUAUCCCCGGAGCCUGGCUCACUCCGGCCAUCAUGGCAUGUUACCUGCUGGUCGCCAACAUCCUGCUGGUCAACCUGCUCAUCGCCGUCUUCAACAACACCUUCUUUGAGGUGAAAUCCAUCUCCAACCAGGUGUGGAAGUUCCAGCGGUAUCAGCUGAUCAUGACCUUCCACGACCGUCCCAUCCUGCCCCCCCCCCUCAUCAUCUUCCCCCACAUAUACAUCGUCCUGAGAAGGCUGUGCUGCCGCUGCAGACGGAGGACAGAAGGAGACCACGACGAACGGGAGAGACGACUCCAGCUGGUGCUGAGUCCUGAGGAGCUUAAGAGCCUGUAUGAGUUUGAGGAGCAGUGUGUGGAGGAAUAUUUCAGAGAGAAGGACGAUGAGAAACAGUCGUCCAACAACGAGAGGAUCAGAGUCACAUCUGAGAGGGUGGAGAACAUGUUCAUGCGUCUGGAGGAGGUGAAUGAGAGGGAGCACUCCAUGAAGGCGUCCCUGCAGACGGUGGACCUCCGCCUGGCUCAGAUGGAGGAGUUGUCUGGCCGCAUGAUGAACGCUUUGGAGAAGCUGGCGGGCGUUGACCGGGCCGAGCUCGUCCGUACUCACUCCAGAGGAUCGUCGGUCUGUGAGCCGGCUGCCCUGCUGCGACACAGUAGUGUCAACAGCGCCGAUGGUUACAGUCUGUACCGUUACCAGCUGGAGCACGAGGACAAGAUCUCUGUGUCUGGAGACAUGGAGGGAAACAACAGGAGGGUCCAGCAGAGUCCAGAAAGACAAGGAGGAAACACCGAGGAAGGAAACACAACAGGCACGACCAGACUCAUGACACAUUAAGGCUCGUUCAUGCUCAGCGUCAGAUAGAGACGGACGAAGCCUUCGGUCUGUACUCUGCGUUCAGUUUGUCCAUAUCUGUGCACGUUUUCUGAAAACUUACAGACAAACUGAAGCAGAGCCAACGGAGAUCGAUGAAGUGAAGCACAGUUCAAGUGAGACACGUCUGUAGGAGACGACCAAGACAUUUAUUAAAUGUCAGAACGUCACGGAUCAGUAAUAGAGUGAAAGAAUUUUGCUGUUGUAUGAAACUUCUGACUCCGCCCUCUAGUGCCAUCUAUUGGCUGUAUCUACGCUAACAUAAAGGACACAUGGAGGUAUGAGGACUGUGUUGUUUACACUGUUUGAAACAGACGAGUCCUGUGUCAAAAGAUUUACACAACUACAAACGAGGUGACGGUGGAGGAAGU
Epinephelus fuscoguttatus (brown-marbled grouper) is the source of this 4553-nucleotide messenger RNA. Its product is annotated as transient receptor potential cation channel subfamily M member 1-like. Gene Ontology annotation, molecular function: calcium channel activity. NCBI's taxonomy places the organism in Eukaryota, Metazoa, Chordata, Actinopteri, Perciformes, Serranidae. The transcript has 27 exons. The record is from RefSeq and is a predicted model, not a curated record. Gene Ontology annotation, cellular component: membrane. Gene Ontology annotation, biological process: calcium ion transport into cytosol; protein tetramerization. Bases 1 to 4146 code for a protein of 1381 amino acids.